Microthlaspi erraticum is the source of this 873-nucleotide messenger RNA. The record is from the annotation of a GenBank genome assembly. Lineage: Eukaryota; Viridiplantae; Streptophyta; Magnoliopsida; Brassicales; Brassicaceae.
AUGGCUGGUCGCUACGAUCGAAACCCAUUCGCCGAAGGAGAAGAAAUCAAUCCUUUUGCUAAUCCUGGGAGUGUUCCCGCUGCUUCCAACUCCAGACUAUCGCCUUUGCCUCCGGAACCUGCUGGUUUUGGCUAUGGUCGCACCGUUGACAUUCCUCUUGACAGACCGGGGUCCGGUACUCAGGAUUUGAAGAAGAAAGAGAAGGAGCUCCAAGCCAAAGAAGCCGAGCUAAACCGACGAGAGCAGGAUCUUAAACGGAAAGAGGAUGCUGCACAAGCCGGAGUUGUUAUCGAGGAGAAAAACUGGCCACCCUUGUUCCCACUAAUCCACCAUGACAUUGCAAAUGAAAUUCCCAUUAGUCUCCAAAGGCUACAGUAUGUUGCAUUUGCAACGUAUCUAGGGUUGGUUCUUGCACUUUUCUGGAAUAUCAUCGCCGUUACUACAGCUUGGAUCAAAGGAGAAGGAGUAACGAUUUGGCUUCUCGCGGUUAUUUACUUCAUCGCUGGUGUCCCAGGAGGCUAUGUGUUAUGGUAUCGACCUCUCUACCGUGCCUUGAGAAAUGAUAGCGCAUUGCACUUUGGAUCGUUUUUCUUGUUCUACAUGCUCCACAUACUUUUCUGCGUCUUUGCUGCAGUUGCUCCUCCUGUUGUCUUCAAAGGAAAAUCACUUGCGGGCAUAUUACCUGCAAUAGAUAUGUUGAGCGCUCAAGCAUUGGUCGGAAUCUUCUACUUCAUCGGGUUUGCGUUUUUCUGCCUUGAAUCAGUGGUCAGCAUUUGGGUUAUUCAGCAAGUAUACAUGUACUUCCGAGGAAGCGGGAAAGCGACUGAGAUGAGACGAGAUGCUGCAAGAGGAGCCAUGAGAGCUGCCGUAUGA